Molecule: messenger RNA, 564 nt
Organism: Mycena indigotica
Lineage: Eukaryota; Fungi; Basidiomycota; Agaricomycetes; Agaricales; Mycenaceae
Product: GATA zinc finger domain-containing protein
Exons: 2
Coding region: 1-564 (187 amino acids)
Biological process (GO): positive regulation of transcription by RNA polymerase II; negative regulation of transcription by RNA polymerase II
Molecular function (GO): DNA-binding transcription factor activity, RNA polymerase II-specific; RNA polymerase II cis-regulatory region sequence-specific DNA binding; zinc ion binding
Source: RefSeq, a predicted model, not a curated record
AUGACGACUCAGGCCUACCCGCCAGCCCAGCCUCACGGGUACCCCGGCCAUUCCUACGCUGGCGGCCCGCAUCCAGCGAGCAGCCAGGCUUAUCCCGGCCAACCCUCCAAUAUUAUGGUUCCCACCGGCAUGGUGGGCUACGCGCCGGCCUCGCAUGGCUAUGUCCCUUCGGCGCAACCCGACAUCAAGGCAUGCGCCAACUGUGGCGCAACGUCGACGCCGCUUUGGAGACGCGAUCCCGUGACUUACGACACGCUCUGCAAUGCGUGCGGGCUGUACCUCCAGCAGCGCCGCGCACAGCGGCCGGUGGCGCUCAUCGAGGCUGAGCGUGAAUACCAGGACUACGCCGUGCCAGUGGUGGAGGACGCGACGGACGGCGUCGGCGAAUCGCGGCCGCAGUGUAGCCACUGCCGAACGCGCGAGACGAGUGUUUGGCGCCGGAAUAAGGAUGGCGACCAAGUGUGCAAUGCGUGUGGAGUAUAUCAGCGCCUGAGGGGAAAGGAGCGUCCACUGUCGCUGCGGCGCGACAAGGUUAAGCCCAGAGCCAAGCACUCCCAAACUUGA